AGGCCUCUCUGCCUGCACUCUAGGCGCUGCCAGACUUCCCCACCUCCGCCGGCUCGAGAGCGCAUGAGAAGGCGGCCGCCGCCUGCUUCCUCUUUCCCGCGGGGAGGCUCCGCGGACGACGACGCCAUCAUGUCGGAGAGGCACAGCAAGCCGACGUGCCUCAUCGCGGCCAGCGCGGCCGCAGCAGGGGUAUCUGCUGAUUCCUUCCUUCACUCUUUUACCCUGGCAAGCUCUGCUUUUAAUCUACAGGUUGCUACUCCAGGGGGAAAGUCAAUAGAUUUCACUGGUGUUAAUGAGGCAAACAUGCGUUGGAUCCAGGACUUCCGAAUGAAACCUUACGCAAAUCCUGCCAAGCUGGAAUCAACUGAUGGUGCCAGAUACCAUGCUUUGUUGAUUCCAGACUGUCCUGGUGCCAUGGUGGAUCUGGCAAACAGUGGUUACUUAGCUAGAAUAUUGCAGCAUUUUAGCUCUGAAAACAAACCCAUUUGUGCUGUUGGACAUGGAGCUGCCGCCUUGUGCUGUGCCACAAAUGAGGACAAAUCCUGGGUAUUUCAGGAAUACAGCUUAACAGGUCCCUGUGUGUAUGAACUAAUAAGACUGCCUAGUUUUGCCAGUUUGCCUAUUAUCUUUGAGGACUUCGCAAAAGAUUCUGGAGCUAUCUAUAGUGCCAGCAAAGCAGAUGCAGUGCAUGUUGUAUUGGACAGACACCUUGUCACUGGACAGAAUGAAAAUUCUACAGUUGCAGCUGUCCAGAACCUUGUUUUUCUUUGCAAUGGCAGCAGAAAAUGAUGGUGUAAAUGGGAUGAAUACAGAAGAAGUCUUCGACUUUGAGAAAUGGAAAGGAGAACACUGCACAU
Molecule: messenger RNA, 857 nt
Organism: Lacerta agilis (Sand lizard)
Lineage: Eukaryota; Metazoa; Chordata; Lepidosauria; Squamata; Lacertidae
Gene: GATD1
Product: glutamine amidotransferase like class 1 domain containing 1
Exons: 8
Coding region: 64-789 (241 amino acids)
Source: RefSeq, a predicted model, not a curated record